AUGGCAACACCACAGCCAGAGACUUCAAUCCCAGCCGGGCCACGACCCCCACGUUCUUCCAGGCCAUCUAGACGCAGAGGGCGGGGUUCUGCGAAGCAACAACAAACACCUGCGGGUGAGCCUCAAAACCAAGCUGCGCCGCAAGCUGUGCCGCAAGUACAGCCUACACAGUCCCAACCACAGCCGAAUACAACACCCCAGUCUAGUCAACAGGACGGACCGUCCAGCUCGCGCAGAGGUGGAAACAGAGAAGGAAGAGGCCGGAGACAAAGAAACAAUGGGCCUCCGCGGCCGGGACAGAGUCGGAAUGAAGGACCUGAAAGCCAAGCAACACGACCAGAGGCGCGAACCCGUGGUAUGCGAGCGCGUGGCUUCGAAGCCCAGUUAACAAGACCAGACCAGGCCGAAAAUGGCCCUCUAUUGGACGGUGCGGGGCAUGCACACGACCAUGAUCACUCACUGCGACCCGAUGUGCCGGAUUUUGUACCAGGCAUGCCGUCAUCUCAACAAGAACAGCCUUCUGAUUCAGCGCCACCUUCAAAAGGGAAAGGGAAAGCAAGGCAGCCUAGGGUACCGCCACCACCUAAAGCGAAGUCCACAGCCGACGACCUAGCUACCCGCAUCCACGAAGACAUUGCGCAUAACCUGUACGAAUGCCCCAUCUGCUGUAGCGAGCUGGGUCGUAGGUCUAAGGUCUGGUCUUGUGAGCUAUGCUGGACUGUUUUCCAUCUAAGCUGUGUCAAGAAAUGGUCCACGAAUGAGGGUGCAGCUGCACAGAGGGCUUCUGCUCGAGAAGACGGGCAAGAAGACCUCACUCCUCGCGCUUGGCGUUGUCCAGGUUGUAACCUUUCUCAACAAAACUUCCCAACGAGCUACUCUUGCUGGUGUGAGAAAGAGAUUGAUCCUAGGCCGCUGCCCGGCUUGCCUCCGCACUCGUGUGGUCAGACUUGUUCGCGGCCUCGCAAGGGUUGUCCCCAUCCUUGUGAUAGGACUUGUCAUGCUGGUCCGUGUACACCUUGUACGGCUAUGGGACCGAUGCAGGAUUGUUUCUGUGGCCUUAAUUCGUCGCAGAAGCGUUGUCAGGAUACAGAUUAUGAGAAUGGAUGGAGCUGUGGCGAAAUCUGUGGUGAGUUGCUGCCCUGCGGGGAGCAUACAUGUCCGCUUCCAUGUCAUGAGGGAUUAUGUGGUGGCUGCGAGGUUAGCAUUGACGCUCGUUGCUACUGUGGAAAAUUGCAGACGGAGAUGUUGUGUAAGUCUAAAGAUGAUGAGAAGGACAGUCGGAUCGUCCGCGAGGAUGGCUCAGAAGAUGAGUGGACCGGCUGCUUUGGUUGUGGAGAGACUUGUAAUCGUCCGUUUGAUUGCGGUAUACAUUCAUGCAAGAAGAACUGUCACCCGCAAGAUCCACACCCUGCGCACUGCCCACAGUCACCAGACGUCAUUGUCAAUUGCGCCUGUGGCAAGACACCAUUAUCUGAGAUCCCGGGUUAUACACCUCGUACCUCCUGCGAAGACCCCAUUUUGAAUUGUCAAAAGCCUUGUGGGAAGACACUGCCAUGUGGUCAUCCUUGCGAGAAGCUGUGUCAUGUUGGAUCAUGUGGCGCUUGUUUGCGCAAUGUUUACAUCAAGUGCAACUGCGGUCGUACUAAUAAUCUGACAAUCUGUCACCAAGGCCAAAAUGAGCCUCCCCAAUGCCCACGCAUGUGCAAGGCGACUCUACACUGUGGUCGACACACAUGCACUGAAAGGUGCUGUCCGGGAGAGCAAAGGGCUAACGAGCGCCAGGCUGCGCGUCGUAAACUCAGGCCCCAUCUCCGCCCUGCUGAGGAGGACAUCGAAGCUGAGCAUAUUUGCACUCGCAUAUGUGGCCGGAUGCUGAAAUGCGGAAGACACACAUGCCCAGAACUUUGCCACAAGGGCGCUUGCAAUACCUGCAGGGAGGCAGUGUUUGAAGAGAUCUCGUGUAAUUGCGGAAGAUCUAUUCUGUAUCCACCGCAGCCAUGUGGCGCAAAGCCACCCGCUUGCAAUUUCCCCUGUGAGCGUCCGAAGCGAUGCGGCCACCCUCAAGCCGCACAUAGCUGCCAUACCGACGAGGAGAACUGUCCCAAGUGUCCAUUCUUGACUGAGAAACCGUGUCUGUGCGGAAAGCGGGUGUUGAAAAACAUACCCUGCUGGCUGACAGAUGCGCGCUGCGGUCAAGUAUGUGGACAGUUGCUCAAGUGUGGCUCUCACUUCUGCCGGAAGGACUGCCAUCGCCCGGAGGAUUGCGAAGACGCAACCAAACCUUGCAGCCAGCCCUGUGGAAAGAACAAGACGAUGUGCGGCCAUCCUUGCACAGAGCAAUGCCAUGCGCCGUACGCAUGUCCCGAGAAGACACCAUGUUCCUCCAAGAUCGCAGUGACAUGUGCCUGUGGACGACUACGACAAGAAAGACGCUGCAACGCCGCGAAGGCCGUGACCUCCAAGGGCCAGCUGCAGUCGCCCCAGCGCCAGCCAGAGUUGACCCCGUUGACCUGUGACGACGAGUGCGCACGUCUAGAGCGGAAUCGCACCCUGGCAGGUGCCCUCGGCGUCGACAUCAACCAGACAACCACGCUUCAAACCAUCACAGCCGAGAACCUUCCCUACUCGGAAGAGACUCUGAACCAAUACGUCCAGCUCGCAUGCUCGGUACCUCUAUCAACUCUCCAGACCUACGAAUCCAACCUCCACUCCCUGGCAGCAGCAGACAAACCCACCCGUUCAUUCCGCUUCCAGCCAGCGAAAUCCACUCUCCGCGCAUACGCCCACUCCCUCGCCGCAGACUGGGGCUUCGUGACAGAAAGCCACGAUCCAGAACCCCACCGCCACGUUUUCGUCUUGAAACCCGUUGCCUGGACACCUCCUUCCUUCGGCAUGGGCAGUGGCUCGACCAUCGGUAUCGGCGGCAUGAGCGUGCGCGAGUGCGUUAAGCUCCGCGAGCGCGAGCGCAGCAAAGAACAAGAAGCGCGUCGUGUUGCUGCACUAGAGGCUAAGGCCACCCGUGAAGCUGCUAAGGCUCAGGCUAGUACUGGAGGCGGUGACGGUGGGUGGGCUCAGGUUGCCUCGAAGAGUAAGGGUGGUAGCGGGGCUAGUUCGAGGACUGGAACGCCCGUUCAGAACUCGUGGGUCAGCAAGUCUAUUUAUGCUGCUCUUGAUGGUGAUGGGGCGAAGAAGGAGCGCGAGCGCUUGGUUCUGAGAUCUGGUGUUGGCGUGGGGAAGUCUUUGCGUGCGAAGACCCCUGCGCCUGAGGUUGUUGAUGAUUGGGAAGAGGCUGAGGAGAAGGAGGAGAAAGAGGAAGCGGGGGAACUGGAACAGGACCAGGAUCGGGACCAGGAAAUGGCUGUCAGUGAGGACCCUGAGGGAAAACCUGAACUUGCUCCUGAGGCUGCUCCUAAGACCGAAGCCCCUACGGAAGCCCCUAUGGGAGCCCCUAUGGAAGAUCGCCCCACUCAGGCUGAGGCAUCUGUUACAAAUGAUGUACCAGUCUAA
This is a messenger RNA of Penicillium vulpinum, 3507 nucleotides long. RefSeq names its product putative NF-X1 finger transcription factor. Gene Ontology annotation, cellular component: nucleus. Gene Ontology annotation, biological process: negative regulation of transcription by RNA polymerase II. Gene Ontology annotation, molecular function: zinc ion binding; RNA polymerase II transcription regulatory region sequence-specific DNA binding; DNA-binding transcription factor activity, RNA polymerase II-specific. The coding region runs from base 1 to 3507 and encodes 1168 amino acids. The record is from RefSeq and is a predicted model, not a curated record. Lineage: Eukaryota; Fungi; Ascomycota; Eurotiomycetes; Eurotiales; Aspergillaceae. The transcript has a single exon.